GCACGGCUGUAAGACCAUGCUGCUGUGUGUGUGUGUGUGUACUUGCAUUUAAGUGUGAUUUUUAACUUCUCAGCUGGAAUAUUUGUAAUGUGAAAGAGCAUGAGGGCAGCUGCUAGCGUGUUCUCUGGAAAUGACCAUGAAAGCGUGUGAAUAUUAACAAGUCAGUCAUCCAUGCGAUGUUUUUGGUGGGGGAUGCUUGGCCCCUUGAGGCUUUAGUCGAAACAUGUAGUUUUAAAAAAAGAAGAAAAGAGAAAAAGAGGAAGGGAAUGUCCACAAUGGCACACAAAGUUCACGCAACACGUUCUUUUCACUUCAUUGUACAAUAUUGUAAGUAGGUACUUUUCAUGUGUGUGUGUGUGUGUGUGUGUUGUUUUUGUGGACUUUACACCAUUACCUGCUUUUUUCCACCCCCACAUGUGACUUCCACACUAAUGCAACUUUCUUCUUCUUCUUCUUACCAGAAGCCACAUGAGAUGCUGCUAAUUAGACUGAGAGAGAGUGAAAGAGAGAAAGUGAGAGAGGAGUUAGAUUAGAGAAAAGAGGGAAGACAGACUACUCAUUACUCAUUAAGUGGUCAUUCUUGUCAGCGCUGCUACUGACUCGCCCUCUCUCUCUCUCUCCCUCUCUCUCUCUCUCUCUCUGAGGCGGUCGCUGGUGGCCAUGGCUCAGGGCUCUGACAGCAAUGACACAAGCUACAGGUCGCCAUCACCUGGGGGGAGGCAGAGCUCCUCGGAUGACGUGAAGAAGGUGAUGCGGCGAGAGAAGAACCGGAUCGCCGCCCAGAAGAGCAGAAUGCGACAAACUCAGAAAGCCGACAGCCUCCACCUGGAGAGCGAGAACCUGGAGAAGGAGAAUGCAGCGCUGAGAAAGGAGGUGAAGCAGCUGACGGAGGAGGCCAAGUAUCUGUCGUCUGUGCUGAGCAGCCACGAGCCCCUGUGCACGGGCCUGACCCCCGCCACCCCUGCCGACCUCCUGUACCCGCCUCACCACCACGGCGCCUACCACCACCAGCACAUCGCCGUGCCACACUACCAGCACUGACCUGAGACAUACGCGAGGGAUUGUUUUGAGACGGAUUACAGCAGCAAGAUGGCGGCGCUCUUGAGAACUAUUUAGUAAGCGUCUGCUACGUACACCGAAACGUACACCUGCACAACCUAAUAGAAAACAUUCUGCCUUAAUAAAAGGUAAUAAUGCUCAGUUUUGUUUCACUUUGGUUGCUGUUUCUAAUGAUUCAAUAAUAGAAACAGCAUGACCGUGUAAGUCAUCCCAUUAGACUGUGCAGGUGUGCCUAAUUUUGUGACCUGUCGGUAUAGAUUUGUGAAGAGUUACCAGUCUUUGUUUACAUUGCGACAAAAAACAACCAGUUCUGUGGCAGGGGAUUCAUUUUGUAAAUUGCUUAUGCUCUUUAGUGUAAUGCUCACUUUUUAUUUGGACUUUUUUGUCACGUUUUUAGCUGUCUUGUGUUGUUUUGCUGUGUAACAAUUCAAAGCUCAGGAGAUUAUUUUUUUUUUAUUUUUGGACCGAUUUUUUUUUUGUUU
This is a messenger RNA of Dunckerocampus dactyliophorus (ringed pipefish), 1541 nucleotides long. RefSeq names its product basic leucine zipper transcription factor, ATF-like (gene batf). Gene Ontology annotation, cellular component: nucleus. The transcript is spliced from 3 exons. The record is from RefSeq and is a predicted model, not a curated record. Gene Ontology annotation, molecular function: RNA polymerase II cis-regulatory region sequence-specific DNA binding; DNA-binding transcription factor activity, RNA polymerase II-specific. The coding region runs from base 661 to 1041 and encodes 126 amino acids. Gene Ontology annotation, biological process: regulation of transcription by RNA polymerase II. NCBI's taxonomy places the organism in Eukaryota, Metazoa, Chordata, Actinopteri, Syngnathiformes, Syngnathidae.